Molecule: messenger RNA, 2172 nt
Organism: Linum trigynum
Lineage: Eukaryota; Viridiplantae; Streptophyta; Magnoliopsida; Malpighiales; Linaceae
Source: the annotation of a GenBank genome assembly
GUGCAUAACCCAUGGUUAUGCACCCUAUCUUGAGCUCUGUUCGACGCCGAAAGGUGGAGACAACCAAACCAAUGCUAAAAAAAUUUCAAUCAGGAACAUAAUAAAGCCUACGAACCCGAAGAAAAGAAUCAAACUUUUUCCAACCCACUUUCCAGUUCGGCAGUUUCACACCGUCACAGUCUCUCCUUCCUAGUUCCUACCUUCUUCCCCAAUCGAUCCCUCUGCUUUCCUUCCCAUCUCCAUACCCACAAUCCAAAACAAGCACACACAGACGAAGGAGUGAGAAAAACAGAGCAACCACCCAAUUCAUCAUCAACCGCCAAAAAAAAUGGGUUGUUUCAGACCCAAAAGAAGCACCAAACCCAAUUCCUCAUCAACUUCAUUCCCACCACAAAGCAGAAAUCUGAAGCACGAGAUCCUCCUCCAGAUCCCAUCUUGCACUCUGCAUCUCAUGGAAGCAGGGGAAGCCAUGGAGCUCGCCACCGGCGACUUCACUCUGUUCCACAUCAUUGAGCAGACAGGGGGAGAAGAAGAAGAAGACGACGUUUCCUCCCUCGCCACCAUCGUCAGCAUCGCCGGCGGCGAGGUCCAGUGGCCUUUGACGAAAGACGAGCCUGUCGUGAAGCUGGAUGCAAUGCAUUACCUGUUCUCCCUCCCCAUGAAAGAUGGGGAUCCCCUGAGUUACGGCGUCACUUUUGCGGAGCGGGAUGGGCAGAGAUUGCAGUCGCUGGAUGCUUUUCUCGGGGAGCAUUCGUGCUUCUCUGCUGAUUCCGGUGGGAAAGGCGGCGGCGGCGGCGGGAAGAGUGGCCUGGAGUGGACGGAAUUCGCGCCGAGGGUGGAGGAUUAUAACAGCGUUUUGGCGAGGGCGAUUGCUGGUGGAACAGGGCAGAUAGUCAGGGGAAUGUUCAGAGUCAGCAAUGCCUACACAAAUCAGGUUCACAAGGGAGGUGAAAUGAUACUAACAAGUGCAGCAGCAGAGGGUGGCAGAGAUGCAGGGAGAAACAGAAAUCACAGCAGCAGAAGUUCAUCUGGGGUUGCAAAGAAGACCAAAUUGAACAAAAGCUUGAAGCGUGUGAGGAAGCUAUCGAGGAUGACAGAAAAGCUGAGCAAAGCAAUGCUGGACGGAGUUGGGAUAGCCACUGGCUCAGUGAUGAAGCCUCUGGUGAAAUCCAAGGCUGGGAAGCAGUUCCUGUCCAUGGUCCCUGGAGAAGUGCUCUUGGCCUCCCUUGAUGCUGUCAAUAAGAUUCUAGAUGCAGCAGAAGCGGCAGAGAAGCAGGCUCUGUCUGCAACCUCAGAGGCCGCAACAAGAAGGAUAAGUAACCGGUAUGGGGAAGAAGCAGGGGAGGCUGCAGGGGACGUGUUUGCAACAGCAGGGCAUUGCGCCUGCGCUGCGUGGAACAUCUGCAAGAUUCGGAAGGCCAUCAAUCCUGCUUCCUCUGUUUCUGCUACUGGGAUGCUCAAGACUGCCGCCAAAGGUGCAAUUAGGAAAUCUUAGUUUAUAAGGAAAAAAAGGAACAGUGCGACAUUCCAUUGUGAACUGAACUCGUAUAUUGUUUCAUUUUCUUUCUCUUCACGUUAGGGUUUGUGUAACUUGUGGAGAGGUUUAUGCUUUGUCUCAAUCCAAAAACUCGAAACCUUCCUCGCUUGUUGAAGUGUAAGCGUGUGAGGGAAGAGCAACAACCGUUGUAGGGUUCCUUGAUUGUAUUAUUGAUUCAUUUUUGUUGCUAAGCUAGUAGGGUAUGCAUACUAGAGGAAAUGGCUAUGAAUUCUCAAGGAGUUGGGUAACUUCUUAUUAGGAAUGACAAUUCACGGAUUUUUCCAAACCAUCCCAUUCACACUUUUAAAUAUUCAAAUUCAUCCCAUACUCGAGUAGGAAGGUUUUGCAAUCCCAUUCAAAUACCUGCGGUGUUUGGAUAUUUAUGGGUAAUGCUUGUCUUGUAUAUUCGAUAUUACUAUACUUAUAGUAUAAUUCAACAUGUAGAUCUGCAAUUAUAAGACUAAAUCAUACCUAAAAAAAUCGUGAAAGUAACAAUGAUAUACUCAUUCUUGAUACGAAUUCAAACCAUCAAAUCCUAAAACAUCCUUAAGACAAUGUGUAGUACCAUCCAAAUCAUUAAUCUCAUACUCCGACAGUCCGACAUAACUACUAAGCAAUAAAUAACUAACGCAUUU